Molecule: messenger RNA, 4653 nt
Organism: Drosophila ananassae
Lineage: Eukaryota; Metazoa; Arthropoda; Insecta; Diptera; Drosophilidae
Gene: Rgl
Product: ral guanine nucleotide dissociation stimulator-like 1
Exons: 6
Coding region: 884-3736 (950 amino acids)
Biological process (GO): Ras protein signal transduction; positive regulation of GTPase activity
Cellular component (GO): plasma membrane
Molecular function (GO): guanyl-nucleotide exchange factor activity
Source: RefSeq, a predicted model, not a curated record
GGAUCGCAUUCAGAGUCGGAGUGAGCAGGUCUACAAUGCGAAUGUUGAUUAGUUCCGAGUACUGUUGUUAAAAACUGUUGUUGGCGGCGGUUGUGUCGCGUGUGUCUGCCCAGACUCUUUGUGUGUGUGUCGCGCGCGCGUUUUACGUUCUGCGCCGCCUCCUGCCUUGCCUUGCCACCCCCUUGACCCCGACCACCGAUACCGACCCGAACCCGGGCGUCUACAGCGUCUAAAACCCAAAAAAAUGUGUGAAUUUUGUAUAGUGUUUUUGUAAUUACACGGAUAUAUCUCAUGUUGAGAUUUUCGGCAAGGCAUUCGCUUUGAAAAUGCACCCGGGAUACCGAAAAUUGGUGCAAGUGCGUGUGAAAGUGCAACAUCGGCAGCCGCCACAGAAGCAACAAUAUCAAAAGGAAUAGAUAUAUACACAAAAAUAUUCAAAUAAAGUGAAAACAAACAGAAAAGGAGUACAAGGAUACUCGGAGUACGACGAGGAUAGAGCAGAAAAGCAGACGCCGACUUAUCGACGUAGUGCAACGAACUUUUCCGAACGGACCAAGGACUACCAGUAGCCAGUAACCAUUACUAACCACCCACCAAACUGACCCGCUCCUGGGUGUGUUCCGCGACGUCCCGUUGACUCAUCGCUGGAAGCUUGUUUCAGGAAGCUGAACAACCGCCACGGCAUAGCAGCUCAGGAAAAAAAGAGCAGUAGGAAUAUCGAUUUUCCUCCUCCUCCAAACAGUCCCCAUUGAACUGCACUCUGUGCCGAGGGAUAUAAAUAACAGUUAGGCCAUUAAAGGAGGCGUGAGAACUAAAGCAACAGAGUAGGAACAACGGAAAUCUCAGCUCAAGAAACUUCUCAAGGAACAAAAGCCAAUCUCAAAUGAAUUUCACAAGUCGCUCCUCCUGCAAAUGCCCGCACAGCCAAAAGCAUAGCCAUCAGAAGCCCGCGCUCAUCAAGAGUCACACCUGCGCCUAUCAGCUGCAGGACCUGGCCGGCUACAAUCGCGCCCUCAUGCCGCCCCUGGACAACACCGACUUCAGCAGCGCCUGGCGUCAGGUGAACAACAACACGUCCAGCCAGUCCUGCGCCUACCACCAGUCGGAACAGGAUCUGGAGCCGAAGAAGCAGUUCCACUGCCACACCUGCCCCCGUCAGAGGAAAAAGUCCUCCACUCCGGCACCACCACCUCCGCAAAUGUGCCAGCAGCAGCAGCAGAGACGAUCCCGUUCGGCAUCGGCCAAGCCGCGAAGGAACAGCUCCUACCACUCCUACGAUGACCUCGACUCCAGGUCGGCGGUCCUCAACGCGGAGCGCAAGGUGGUGGCCAGCCUGAAGUACCUGUGCGCCUGCACAGGAGCCACUCUGAGGAAUCUCUCCAAGAAGACCAAGGACCUGCAUGCCAAGAACUACACCUAUACGAAGCCCACGUGGCGCCUUUGGGGCGAAGAGCAUGAGAAGAAUGCCAUUUUCACGGUCUACCUGAAGAAGGUGCGAUACCACCGUCCCACGCCCACGGCCAGCAAUGACUCUGAUGAUGAGAUUUCUCAUUUGGAGUGGGAGACCGUGCGAGUCCGGUUCGUUAAGGCGGCGACACUGGCCCGUCUGGUGGAGGCACUCGCCACCGACGACGGGGAGCUGGAGUCGACGUUUAUCAACGUGUUUCUGUCCACCUACCGCACCUUCUCCACGCCCAAGCAGGUGCUCAGUCUGCUGACGCAGCGCUACGACACUCUCCACGAGAAGCACCUGGAGGAGGUGGAGCAGGCCCAGGAGAGCGGCCAGGCCAUGGACCCCGCCUACGAUCCGCACGCCUCCAUACACGAGCAGCACAAGAAGACGUUAGUCUCGGCGCUGCAUGUGUGGCUGGAUGGCUUCCCGGAGGACUGGCACGAGGAGAACCUGCAGCAGAUCUUGGCCUUCGCCACCAAGCGACUGAAGCGUUCCGAUCUGCACAUCAAGGUGCUUAAUCGCCUGGAGCGGCUCAUCCGGCAGACUGUUUACGGCAAUGGCAGUGGCGGAGGCGGUGGCGGCGGCGGAGGAGGUGAAAAUGGACUUUCUUGGCUCUCGGCUGCUGGAACGCAGCAGGUGCAGCAGUUCAUGAUUCCCACCCACUAUGGCUCCUCCUACGACCUGACGGACCAGUUCAACGGGCUGUAUCUCUCGCCAAUGGGUCAUGGACCCAUCUACCGAGGACCGACUCACUUCCUGCAAGCAUUCCGCUUCCCCCAUGUGCCCGUGCGGCACUUUGCCGAGCAGCUGACCCGCAUGGACACGGAGCUCUUUAAGCGACUGAUUCCCCACCAGUGUCUGGGGCAUACGUGGGCGCGGCGGGACAGCGGCGGAUCGGAGACUGUGGUGGCCACCAUUAACCAGUUCAAUGCGGUGCUCUUCCGGGUGGUGUCCAGUAUUCUCAUAGAUCGUCUGAAGCCACAGGAGCGCGCUCUGAAUAUUUCACGUUGGAUUGAUAUUGCCCAGGAGCUGCGCAUGCUCAAGAACUUUAGUUCCCUGAAGGCCAUCAUUUCUGCUUUGAACUCCAAUUCCAUCUACAGGCUAUCCAAGAUCUGGGAGGUCUUGCCCAAAGAGAGAAUGGAAGUCUUCACGGAGCUGGCCCGGAUCUGCUCGGAGGACAACAACGCUUGGACACUGCGAGAGGUGCUGAAGCGAGAGGGUACUGCCAAGAACCCGGAUCCGGCCAGCGAUCAGAGUGAUCGUCACCUGCACAAACUCAUCCAGAACCUUGGAACGCAGACAUCCCACGGUACGAUACCCUACUUGGGUACCUUCCUCACAGACCUAACCAUGAUCCAUACGGCCAAUCCCGACUACCUCACCGAGAACAAGCUCAUCAAUUUCGACAAGAAGCGGAAGGAGUUCGAAGUGCUGGCCCAGAUCAAGCUGCUCCAGGGAGCGGCCAACACCUACAACCUGCAGGCAGACGCCCUCUUCGAUCACUGGUACAACUCGAUGCCGGUCUUUGAUGAGCGGGAGGCCUUCGAGCUAAGCUGCCGUCUGGAGCCGCCCCCACCGGCACCCCGCAAGUCCGUGGUCAGCACGAACACCUCGCUGACGAACACGACCGCCUCGUCGGCUGCCUCCAUAAUGGGCCACCGCAAGACUGACUCCAUCCACUCGAACUCGAGCAGUGGCGCCGGAUCGCAGUUCUACUGUGAGCUGAAUAGCAGCACCAGCUCCAGGCACAACUCCCUGGACCGGGACGCCCACCAUCAGCAUGCUUCCCUCAUGUCCGCCUCGAGCAGUGUGUCCAACUUGUCCCUGGACUCCAGCAACUCCGGCGGCCGCCAGUCCGGCAAGCUGACGCACUCCCAGUCCAUGGGCAAUGGCCUGAAGUCGCAUGGGAAUGGCACCACCAACGGUGGAUCGCCCCAUAUCAACGCCCAGCUGGUGCAGCCGGCGGGCGGAACUCCCCAGUCCGCCCCAGACUUCUACAUCAUCCGGGUGACGUACGAGACGGACAACAUCGAGCUGGACGGAAUAGUGCUCUACAAGAGCAUCAUGCUGGGCAACAACGAGCGGACGCCGCAGGUGAUCCGCAAUGCGAUGCUGAAGCUGGGUCUGGAGGACGAUCCCGAUCGGUUCACGCUGGCGCAGGUGCUGCCGGACAAGGAGCUGGUGAUGCCAAAGAAUGCCAACGUCUACUAUGCGGUGAACACGAACUACAACCUGAACUUCAUACUAAGACCCCGCAAGGACGAGGGUGUGGCGGGCAGCUAGUCGAUGGCCGUGCCCUUGUCCCAGCUAUGGUGUCUGGGAUACGAGGGCGAGGAGUAAGCGUUAAAGAGUAAGGAUCAUGGAGUGCGGAAAAAGGAUUAGGAAGGAACUAGAGGAAGGAUUGUAAAUAGAGUUCGACUCGCACAUGACAAAAGUGGGGAAAACCAAGUUCUAUUUAGUUCGUUUAAGUUAUUUAUUGAAAGCGGAGAGAUAGUUUCGAUGAAUCGAUACUUUAUCGAUAGAUUCCUCUCGAUUAACCCUGUCAAUUAGCGUUUAGCGAAACUUUUGUAAUCUCUGAUUUUUCACCAGGCCUAGAGCUCGAUGGCAUAAGUCGAUGGAAAACCCAAACCAACCCAAAACAUAUAUUUAUAGAGACUCUACUGGAAUAUUUGCUGAUAUUUACACACAUAUGUAUUAUGUAAUACAUAACACUUGAUAUUCUAAAUGUGGUACAAUAAUUUUUUGGAUCUUAAAGCGGAAUAUUAGCAUUCCGCCUUGUAUCUGUACUUUAUUUUGAGGAUUUUCAAAAACACAAAACUAAGUGGAAUAUUUGUAUAGAUGUUUUUACCCACUGUACGUGUAUUAUAAAUACAAAUAUACACUAGCUAUAAGAUACUUAAGAUACAAUAUCCAUUUUUGAAUGUUUCCGAAUGGAGUGCACAAAAACUAAUUACUUUUAGUUGAUAACUAUUAAGAUUAUUAAGAAUGAAGUUGUAAUUGCGUUUUUGUAAGUAACCUACAUACAUUGCAAAGUAAUGAGUUAAGACUCUAUACAGAUAUUUAAAUCUUAAAUACGAUAUAUAUUUAAUUGCAAAGUGAAGUAAAUGAGAAGAAAAACGGAAUAAUAUUGUAAAUACAUUGAUUGGCAGCGAUAGCUUGUGUUCUUCUGCGAAAUAAAUUGUACCAAAAUGAAAAAUAAA